This is a messenger RNA of Sapajus apella (tufted capuchin), 8480 nucleotides long. RefSeq names its product clavesin 2 (gene CLVS2). The transcript is spliced from 6 exons. NCBI's taxonomy places the organism in Eukaryota, Metazoa, Chordata, Mammalia, Primates, Cebidae. The record is from RefSeq and is a predicted model, not a curated record. Gene Ontology annotation, cellular component: membrane. Gene Ontology annotation, molecular function: phosphatidylinositol bisphosphate binding. Bases 1323 to 2306 code for a protein of 327 amino acids.
ACAAAGGGUGAGAGGGGCGUGGGGAGGCUGGAGAGCAUCGCUGCCCCGCCUGGCCCGGCGACGCCCGCUCCGCAGCCUGCUGGGCAGUGAGGUCCAGGAGCACCCUAAACUUGGAGCUCGGGAUAUUUCCAGGCCACCCAAAUUGCCGUCCUACCCCAGCGAGGCAGAGAGGCGCGGAGUGCGCGCGCGAGCUGAGUGAGUGCUUACGUCGCAGCGAGAUCUGUGCUGGGAUAAUUAGAGAGGAGUUGGGCUGAGCCGAGUCCUCUUUUAGCAGCAGCAGCCGGAGCCGCCGCAGCAGCCCGGAGGGGCGCGCCUGACUCGGACCGCUCGAAAGAGCCCCCCGGAGAGGCCCGCGCGGCGCAGCAGCCGCCCCGCUGUGCCCACCGCCCGGCUGCUCCGGAGGGCGCACAAAGGCGGUGGCCGCCCGAGUGGCCUUCUCCACCCAGGCGUUCGGGUCCCGCUCCCCACCUUCUCUCCCGAAGGCAGAAAUGGCAGGGCCAGGCGAGGACCUGGGACAGCGGCGGCUCUAGCCCUGCGAUCCCCACCCCUGCUGCUGGGAGAGGCGGCGGGCUGCCCGCGGAGGAUGUGGCCGCGGCCGCUCCCGAGCGCAUCUUCGGCCUGGGUCCCCGCCGCCGCCCCUCUUCUCUGCUCCUUCCAUCCCGCCCGGAGGAGUUGAUGCCGCUGUCGCCGCCGCUGCCGCUGAAGCCGCGGCUGAUGGAUGCCUGGGAGUGUCGCAUUGCUUAGCGACCCCGCCUCCGGGUUUGCUGAUGAUCUCUCUCCGCCCUGGAGCUCAGCGCUGAAGAGCUACCUUAUUAUUAAUCACAAUUUCCAUCGCCACCCCUGGCAGGCGUAUCCUUCAGUAGGGACCGCAGGAACAUUCACAGUGCAGGGGCUGAGAUGUGCGUGGGGGUUGUUUUCGUUAUAUCUUGGAAGAGAAGAGAAGAGGACAGUACCAAGAUCGGAACCACCCGUGCCAGGUGGGAUUAGGGGUGAUUUGUUAGGAGAGGGAAAGGACAGGAAGAGGAGUGCGGAUCCCUUCAGGGGUUCCCAUCUCUUUAAAGGAAAGCGAAGAGGGAGCCAAACUGGGGUGUUGUAUUUUAGGGGGCGGGAGAAGAAGUUUACAUCCCCCCUCCCGGUAAAGCUGGGGGAAAGCAGGAGCAACAGGGCACUUGACUGGAUACCAAGACUAUUAAUUUCCUGUAGGGGAGAGGAAACAGGCAGCAGGAGGCCUGGGGGCUGGAGUGUGUGGUGGUAAAGGCUAGAUUUGCUUUGGGACAGUCAACUAGGGCUUCUGAGUGAAGGCUCUGGAACAGGCAGAAACAAUGACUCAUUUGCAAGCUGGACUCUCCCCUGAGACCCUGGAGAAAGCUCGCCUGGAGCUCAAUGAAAACCCAGACACGCUGCACCAGGACAUCCAGGAGGUGAGGGAUAUGGUCAUCACCAGGCCGGACAUCGGCUUUCUGCGCACGGAUGAUGCUUUUAUCUUACGCUUUUUGCGGGCUAGGAAGUUUCAUCACUUUGAGGCCUUCCGCCUCCUGGCGCAGUACUUUGAGUACCGGCAGCAGAACCUGGACAUGUUCAAAAGCUUCAAGGCCACCGACCCUGGGAUCAAGCAGGCACUGAAGGAUGGCUUCCCGGGCGGCCUGGCCAAUCUGGACCACUAUGGCAGGAAGAUUCUAGUCCUUUUUGCUGCCAAUUGGGAUCAGAGCAGGUACACACUGGUGGAUAUAUUGCGUGCCAUCUUACUUUCUUUAGAAGCCAUGAUUGAAGAUCCUGAGCUUCAAGUGAAUGGAUUUGUUUUGAUCAUAGACUGGAGUAACUUCACUUUCAAGCAAGCCUCUAAACUCACACCAAGUAUGCUGCGAUUAGCUAUUGAAGGCCUACAGGAUAGUUUCCCAGCGCGAUUUGGAGGAAUUCAUUUUGUUAAUCAACCAUGGUAUAUCCAUGCCCUGUACACCGUGAUCCGGCCUUUCCUGAAGGAGAAAACUCGGAAAAGGAUAUUUUUGCAUGGUAACAACCUGAACAGUCUACACCAACUAAUUCAUCCUGAGAUCCUGCCCUCUGAGUUUGGAGGAAUGCUGCCUCCUUAUGACAUGGGGACAUGGGCAAGAACGCUGCUAGACCAUGAGUAUGACGAUGACAGCGAAUACAAUGUAGACUCCUACAGCAUGCCUGUGAAGGAAGUAGACAAGGAACUCUCCCCCAAGUCCAUGAAGAGAUCCCAAUCAGUAGUGGAUCCUACAGUACUAAAACGCAUGGAUAAAAAUGAGGAAGAAAACAUGCAACCUUUGCUUUCUCUGGACUAAUAACUUCUCUACAUCCGCUUCACGGAUUAGAAAUUGAAAGUAUUGGUUUUCAGCAACAGGGACAGCACUGUGGAGGAAUUACCAGCUGGAAACUGACUUAUUCAUGUUAAUGUAGCAUAAUAUAUAAUAAGGCAUCAGGCUUUCCUUGGCCUGAACCAUGGGGGCCCUGAGCUGGAUUUUAAAAAUGUCAAUAAUUUAUUCUGUAAGUGCCAAGUUCUUUGUAAAUAUAAUGUAAUCUUCAUGUCAAGUUUGUAAAUUUCGCUAGUAACUCAGUUUGGAAAAAGGUUGGCUCAAAACUCCAUGCCAGUAAUAUGAACUAUAACAAAAAGCAGAAAAGACACAAUCAAAGCGAAUUAAAUGUAGCCCUCUUUCCUAUGAAGCCAUAUUUCAGCUAUCAUAGUGAUUGCUUCAUUGUUUUUCUCUGAAACUCUGUCAGUAUUCAAGCAUACUUUUAAUGGGCACACACAACUAAAUGAUUCUCGGAAAUUUCAUGAUUAAUGUAUUUCCUGUCUAGUGAUUUUCAUUUCAGAGAAAUGUGUCUUAGUAACUAUUAUUGGACUUGCAUUUUGGAGGCAAGGAAUGGCAGAUGAGCUGGUAAACUGAACACUUGAACUCUUCUAUGUUGUUUAAUUCCUGGAAUCUUGUGAAAAGAUGUGUUUCCUCAGUUAAGACAUAGAAUUGUAAGAGAGUGGAUUCUUUUUAAAUUGCUGUCUUCACAAUGUGACCUUUAUUCAAGACCCCAUUAUAUUUCUCUCUAAUGUACUCUAAGUACAUUUCUUCCCCCCAAAGCUCUUUGACCAAGAGACUGAGAACUUAUAUGUGAAUAGUGUUUUGACAGCUAAUUUUGAACAUAAAAUUUUCAGCUUACAGGUAAGGGGCUAAUUUCUAAUUGUUGUGCACUGGUUAAAACAUAUAUAUAUUAACACAUAUAUAUUUUUACUGAGCUCUAAUAAAUCCUUGAUGUAACAGGAUUAUAAAAUAAAUCAUAGAUAUUCAAUGAUCUUCAAGAUGUUAUAGAUAAUUACAUGAGAUAACUGGAAAACUAUUCCACUGAAGUUAAUGAAAAUGAGAAAUAGUGAAACUGAUUUUCAGUGUACCUAUUUAAGGGAAUUCCAAUUUAAUAUAUAAUGCAAUCUUAAAUAUGUGCCAUCUUAUUUGAACUAUAUUUUUCUUUCAAAGAAGCAACAGAUUUCAACAUAGCGUAGAGUAGCAUCAGGUGACAGCCAAUUUUAUUUUUCAAAUUUAAGUUAAUUAUCUUUGUGAUCCGAUUUGUCCACAAAUUUUUUCAGAAAAGGCUGAAAAAACACAUUUAGUCAGGAGACAUAAUGAAAUCAUCUGAAGACAUCUAAGACAGCAUGCAAUAGUUUAUACAUGGAUUUAGAAAUUUGCAUAUUUAAUGUUUUAUUUUAUAAAAUUCAUACAAUUACAGCAAAUUUUAUAAAACUUUUAUUCUAAAUUUCAAUGUGAAAAAAAGAUUUUUAUCACCCAUAAUAAAUUUUGAGAUUGAGAGUAUAUCUUUAAAAUAUUCUUUUGGAAGAAAAAUAUCUCCAGAAACUCUUGGAAACCAACAAAAAUAAAGGCAUGUGGCAGCCUUCACACUUUUGAGCCAAAAGCUUCCAAAAUUUCUUAGAAUUCUACAGCCAAAAAUUGUAAAAGCAAGCUAAGUACAUCAGUGUACAGUGUAUCAAUGGACGGCCUCCUGUGUGUAAAAGUACAUUAUUUAACACAAAUGAAAGACCUUAAUAAUGCCAACCUCCAGUCAUGUGCAGAAGAAUAAUGAGUGUCAGUUACUCUGCUCUCCUUGUUACUUUUACAGAGAUUGGGAUGCACUGGGUACAUGUCUGAGCAGUUCUUACCUUUGUGAGAAUUCUAACCAUUGAUAUUCUUAUAUUCUUGCCUACCUGACAUACAUUUUGUAGCCAUGGGCUUUAUAGACUAUAUAAACCUUAUGCAGUAUAAUCUAUUGGAAUAAAAUAGAAACAUUGUAAGUGCAGAGGGCAGAAAACAUUUUAUUCUCAUGAAUUUCUCUUGAUGUGUACCAUUUAUUGCCAGUUUUCAGAAUUCUGCCAGUUUCCAGAAUUCUGCCAGUUUCAGAUGUCAACCAGCAUUGGCAGCUUCUUUCUCCUAUCGUAAAAUUAGUAUCAUAUAUAAAAAUAACUAGAAAGGCAUAUUUUAUAUGUAUGCCUAUCUAAUUAUAAGUAUCAUUCACACUGUCUCCUGGACCCACAUUUGGAAAGUUUGCAUUGCAUUACUGCUCAUCUUUAAAUGAGCAAUUGAGAGUUGGCUAGAUUGUGUAAAAUAUUUUAAAAUGAAUGAACAAAUUACAAUGAUGAUGCCUUUUGAAAUUACCAUAUCUUGUUCACUCUGUGACUAAACUCAUUUUCUAGUAAUGUUUGUGAACCUCAGUCAAGGGAUAUUCAUUCAACUUUAUAAAUUUACCCCUCAGCACCAGGUAUCUAGCACUGUUUAGGACUGUUCCCCUUCAUGAUAUUCUGUGUCACAUAGCUAUGUCUAUUGUUCUGUAAUCUAUACCCUAUAGUUGUAUACUUAUAAGCAGUCCUAUAUCCUUUUAUUUUAAUUGCAAUAGUGUACCUCCACUCACUGCCUCUCUCUCACACACACACUCUUAUACACACACUAACUCACUAGACUGUUUGCUCUAAUUAAUUUGCAUCUGUACUUUGAGAGGGAUUUUAGUUGUCUUGUCACUUGAAAUCUGUGGGCUUCAAAGAAUUACCAUAUUUGACUUGGAAUAGGCCAGUAGUCCAUUUUUAUUUUCCUCUGCCUGUUCCAUCUUCUAUUUCUGGUAUCUUUUUUUUCUUCCAGUUAUUUCAGGGGCAGCUGCUUCCAAAGCUGGUUUAAAAAUAAAUAACAUCUCUUACCACGUUGUCAGUGACAUUUGCCUGCAUUUUUGACUACUAUUUAAGAAGGAAGAGAUUAUCAUGAAAAUAUACUCUAAGAAAUAUGAAGAAGUGCCUCUUUGAGAAUGGAAUAAAGCAGUGAUACUGGCAUAUGGAUUUUAUUUGUACUCUCUUCCAAAAAGUAAAUACAUAAAUCUAUAUUAUAAAGGUGAAAUAUUUGAAGGAUAUUUGAGGCCUUUAUUUGAGUAUUCUCAUACAGUAUUAGGUCUCUGUUGUGUAAGUAAAAUACACUUUAACACAUGUUAAUGAUAAACCUGGCACUAUGCUAAAACAAUGUACAAGUAUUAAACAGUUUUGCAAGCAAGUUUUUGAAGUGGGCAUGCAUGAUUUAUUUUAUUUCAGUAAUGGUUUGCAUAAGUAUAAACAGAGAUAUUUCCUAAGUUUUUCAUAUAGAAUACUUAUUUACUUUACAGUACCAGUAAUUCAUACAUUCAUAAGCAGGAAAGCCAAAAAUUCAUACAUUCAUACCUAGCUUCUUUUAAUAGUGUUAACAAGGUCAUAUUGUUAAAUGAGAAGUUUCUGUAAUAUACUCGAGGGAACAGAAGUCCUAUUGUACCAAGAAAUUGGAGAGUUGUUUUAGAUGUUGGGGAAUAUAUUUAUGACUCUUUACAAAAAGAAACCUUCAGAGCCAUAGAGUAUGUCUUCAGGGAUAGGCUUCCUUUGCUUCUAUAAUGUAAAGGUUUAUGGACACGUCUGUUGUCCUUUAAAGAAGUUACAUUAAGAAAGCUUGCUGAGAGACUGUACACUCUUCUGUUGUUUUAUUUAAAGGUCUGCCUUGUGUGGUUAGUGAAUAACAUCUCAGCUUCUUUGUGUAUAUUCAUUAAUGAUUACAUGAAAAGUUGCCAUCAGCCAUGAAGACACUUCAGAAAGAUUUUCAACACACAAAAUAAAAUGAGCAGAGCUCUAGCAUGAUAUUUGAACUUUCAGAUUUGGUAUAUGUACAUUUUUUUACAACAAUAAGCUCAUAGGCAUAUAUUCCAUUUUAGAUCUGCUAUAUAAAUACAUAGCCUGAAACAUAGUAAUGUGUUUGAAAUUUGUGAGGUCACUAAUCAUACAAGAGGCAGAUUAUAAACCAAUGUAUUGAAACAAAAGAAGGUUGGUUAAAUAUGCAAGGUGUAUAAUUAUCUUCAGUAAUUAAAAGGGUUUGUUUUCUUGUUUUUGGUCUUUUGUUUUAGUUGAAAAAAAUAGCUUCCCAUAUGCUACUGAAACUAUUUGACAUUAUUUACUACAUGAAAGGGAAAAAUAAGUAAAAAUACAAAAGAAGUUUGGCUUUGUAACAUUAUUAUAUUAUGAUGUUAAUGGCUUAGAGAACAUAGUCAUAUAAUCUUUUUUAAGAAUUAAAGUUUUUAUUUUAUAAAUAUUUAGAGGCUAACCUCAGACAUGAAAAUAGUGCUGUGGAUUCUAUUAUGUACUAAAUAUGGGAAUGAAUUCCCUGGGACUAUAGAAAAAAAUAUGAAAUAACAACUUUGUGGAUUGAAACACUCAAGUUAGACCUUUUUCAAAGAAGGAGGAGUGCAAGUGAUACUAUUGAAAUAAAAUUUUAGAAAUCGAUUAAUUAUAGGACUUAAAUACAAUCAAUACAGCCAUGGUAAAUAGUGGAAAUUGUUAAAAUUUAGAAGGUGUUUUGUCAGUGUUUGACUUAGUUUCAAGUCUCAAUGCAAAUACUUCUGUCCUUGAUAAUAUCAGUGAAUUUAUUCUGUAAGAUUUGUUUUUUCCUAGUGAAUGAGAUGGCCCUGGGUGAAAAUCAAAAUAAAUUUUAACAACAGCUUUAAGAGUCAGCCAAUCCUCAGCUACUUAAAAAAAAUUGCAAUGAACUUUAAUUCAUUUACAUUUAACAGAGAUUCAAAUCAUUGUCUUGUUUCUAAUCCUAUUUUUCAGAUUUUUGCAUUUGCUUAAGUGAUAAGUAAAACUCAGAAAACCAAAUAGUUUUUGUUUUCAAAGCUUUUCAGGAAAAAUAAAAGAUGUCUAGAGGAAAAAUACAAGUCCUUGAAGAAUACUGAGCACAUUAUUUGCUAUUUUGCUCCAAUGUUAUUAAUUUUUACUACUACAUACUAUUUGUUUAGUACUACACAAAAUUUGGCCUUUUGAAGGAGUUAUAAUUUCCAAUAAGUAUAGUAUAAUUUUUGGAUAGGUAUACAUUUCUGUUUAAGAGAAAUGUAUACUUUAAUUUUGUAUAUUUUAUAUUUUAAAUGUAUACAUUUAUUUUGCAUAUGGUUGAUGUUGAAUUUGGUAGUCCCAGAUCUGCUGCAUCUAUAAAAUGGAGAUGUCUUUAAAAGGUUCUCUAAAAAUUAACAAUAUUUUUAUUUUGAGAGAACUUGUGCAUAGCUAUUUAAGUUAGGAUUCCUCCAAUUUUGUGAUAUUUGUAUGUGUGGGGAUCAAAGAGGAAAAUAUACAGUAGUUGUUUAAUCAAAAUGACAUUCUGUAUUCUAUAACUCCUAGUCAAACUUUCAAAGGAAAGUUGGAAAGAAGUAAGCUAACAUUUUAAUUACAUAUAGCAAUAAAAUGAUCAGUAAAUAAAAUAACUAGUGUUUUCACAUUUACACAUAAAAUGGAUUAGACAAGAGAUUAAAUUUAGAAAUUUGAAUUACAGGAAAGCAUUGGUUUAAAUAGAUCCUCAAAAAAAUAAUCCCAGGUCAAAAUGUGUUGUGAAAUUAAAAAAAAGAAUUCAGCCUGAUUUGAGAAAGAAUGCUUAUUCACUAAAUAUACAUUUGUGUCUUCGGUAAGUUUUUCUCAUUUAUCCUAUCUGUGGAUGAAAAGUUAUCUAAUAAGGUAAAAGAGACUCAAUUACAUUUACCCAGAACCAUCUGUAAGUAGACUUCAUUAAUUUCUUUGGCCCAAACUCAGAGGAUUUUCUUUACACAGGAUCCUUGAGGUUAUCCAGAAUCAUUAUUGGUGCUCCCUCCUAAAGGCAGGCCAGGAGAACCAUGAUUCCAACAGUAGUAUCCACGGUGGGAAUGAACCCAGGCAACCAAAAAACACAGGAAAAGCCAUUGUUUUCACUCUGGUUGCCAAAAAGUGUGUUCCUUCUUCAGGAUGACCGAGGAGAAAAUAUUUUUAAUUAUAAGCAGAAAGCUAUUUCAAAAUGUCAAGAGUUUCUAAUAUCAACGGUUAAAUACUUGACAAGUGAAAAGAGGUCAUGGGGAAGUGAUGGUCAAAUCUCUGUUGUGAAGCGAGCUUCCACACAGCAACAUCAUCAAAAACUCGUGCCUCUGAGGAUUACUUGUUUCUCUAAAAAUAAAAUUAAAUAUGCUGU